This is a messenger RNA of Vespula pensylvanica (western yellowjacket), 2203 nucleotides long. RefSeq lists its product as uncharacterized. The annotation marks the transcript as partial. Lineage: Eukaryota; Metazoa; Arthropoda; Insecta; Hymenoptera; Vespidae. The record is from RefSeq and is a predicted model, not a curated record. Gene Ontology annotation, cellular component: nucleus. The transcript is spliced from 4 exons. Gene Ontology annotation, molecular function: ATP hydrolysis activity.
UCUAUUUAUGUGAUUUCAAUUUAUUUUAAUCACGUUCACGUAAAAAUCUCGAAAAAUAAUAAUAAAUUUAUUAUUUCAAACAAUAAUGUCGGAUAACGAAGCAGACGAUAAAUCUGACAUAGAAAAUAUUAAUGAUCCAUCUUUGGAGGAGCUUCGAAGACCUUUACUUGAACUAACUACUGAAGAUGAUAUCCUUGAAGCUAAGGCAUUAAAGGAACAAUUAGAAAAAGAAAUAAUGGAACAAUCAUCGGCAAUAACCAGAUUGAAUAAACAAUUAGAUUGUUGCAAACAUGUUUUGAAUCCAUCCUCAAUUUCACUUAAAAAUCAAAAUACGAGCAUUAAUCUGAAAAAUGAUUUAUACAGAUUUGCUGGAAUUCAUUGUGUCAAAUCUGACAUGGCAAUUGUAAUAGAAUUCUCAGCAGGAGAUAAAGUGACGAAUAAUUCUUUAUUUUCCAUAGAAAUUUUACAAAUUGAUGAUCAGUAUAAGUUAGGAAAAUGGGUGAUGCCUUUGUCGAUCGAUUUGAAUGAUAUUCUUUCAAAAUAUCCAUUGGAUAAUCCGAAGAAUUUGAAACCAUUUCUAAAAUGUUGCAAACAUUACAUCGAUUGUUAUAUUUAUCGUCGAAAACAAUAUUAUGAUUUAAAGAAAUUUCUCGGAGAUGUAAUAAACUGUUCCGUAGACACUAAUCUUGGAUACACCCGAAUUCAUUUGCACAUGUCGGAAUUACAAUCGAUUGAUCUUAAUGAAAAAUAUAAUGUUACUCUAUUUAUGGCUUAUAAAUUUAACGAAACGUUUCCAUAUAUAAUAAGCACUGAGCAACGAGAGGAUCAGCCUUUAUCAAAAGAAAUUAUUCAAAAGUUUAAUAAAUAUUUUAAACCAUUAAAAAAGUUCAACUUAAGAGAUGCACUUGACAAAAUGAUUAACAAUAAUCGCCAUUUUUAUUGGAUGAAAAUAUUUAAGGAUCCUGAUAACGAAAAUAUGCUAUCGACGUCUCAACAAGAUGAAGAGACUACAUCGAGAAAAAUGGAAAGAGAUAAUCAAAAGGAGAAAAAGAAAAUAAAUUUGGAAAGCGAUUUCGAAAACGAUCUAACUGAUUUGGAAAACGAAAAUAAUGUUAAAUGUUCGUCGAAUUCGGAGGAGUAUGAAGAACAAUCGAAAUCGAAUGAUAAAAAAAAUAAAAAUAUCGAAGAAAACUUAAAUCCAAUUAUGACGCUCAAAAACAUUGUGAAAAAGAAAAGAAACAAAAAUACGAAGGAAAAGAAUAAAAAGAUAGUCGCGAUGAAAACGACACAAAAGCCGGAUGAAAAUGUAAAAAAAGUAGAAACAAUUUUAGACUUUGCUAAACUCAAUCUUUUGGAUAAUGCGGAAAAGAAAUUUGUUGAUAGAAAAAGUACGUCUAAAAGAUCUGCCAAAUGUAUCGAGGAUGACGAGAAAAUUGAAAGCAGACCAAAACGUCAAUCGACCUCGAAACAAGCGAAAUUACUUGCGAAAGAAUUAAAUAGCAAUUUAAAUAUUACUGAAAAGAACGACAAAGCGGGAAAAAAUAUUUCGGUCGGAAAGAGCAAAUUGAGAAAACUUUUUAAUAAACGAUCUGAGAAAACUGUCGCAGAUACGCCAACAGAGUACGAGAAAAAUCUUGAUGAAAAAGAUUCAAGCAGAUCUUCGUCAAUAACAUGUUCGGAUGGACAUUCGUCUAAAGAUAGUAUUGAAAAAAUUAAUAAAAGUAAAACGACCGAUGUUAAGGACAAAAAAGCUUCGUACAAUGUAAACAAAUCUGAUGGAAAAACGAGUCUUUCUAUGAGGUCAAUAACAGAAUCGAUUGAGCCGACAGUAUAUAUAAAAUCGCCGAAGGUAACAACGGAAACUAAUCUUAAUAAAAUGUUAAGUAGCACACCAAUUUCAAACAACGUACAAAGAAAAUUGAAUAUUACACAUUAUUCAGAGAUUAGUGAGAUCGUAUCCUUGCCAACGAAUAUGAAACCACCAACGAAAGAAAAUUUGACAAAUGUUUCGAAAGAAGAUGAUAAUAAUUCUUCCUCGAAUACCGAUCAUAUUGAUAACGCAGAUAAAGAAUUUAAUGAAGUCCAAACAAGAGAAUUAUUGGAAGACAUUGAACUAGCACAUAAGCUAUUAAAGAAGAAAGAUGGGAAAACACAUAGUACUCGUAUGAAAAAAAAUAAACGAAAAAGUGUUAAAAAAACGAAU